Messenger RNA from Coregonus clupeaformis (lake whitefish), 3165 nucleotides. RefSeq names its product protein kinase C and casein kinase II substrate protein 3. Gene Ontology annotation, molecular function: phospholipid binding; protein binding. The transcript is spliced from 11 exons. Lineage: Eukaryota; Metazoa; Chordata; Actinopteri; Salmoniformes; Salmonidae. The record is from RefSeq and is a predicted model, not a curated record. Gene Ontology annotation, biological process: plasma membrane tubulation; cytoskeleton organization; regulation of endocytosis. Gene Ontology annotation, cellular component: cytoplasm; plasma membrane; endosome. Bases 672 to 1982 code for a protein of 436 amino acids.
GUUUGAUUUACAACAGCAAAGGACCAAAACAUUUUCACUUCAAAGUUCAAAAAGGCCUGGACUAAAUUAUUCAAAAUCAAUUUGGUUGAAAGCAAGUGAUUCUCGUUUCUAUAGUUUUUCACCUCUGGUAAGUUGCAGGUGCGUACAGGAUAAAAAAUAGCCAUUCAACCGAACAAUCUGCUCCAUUUUAAAGUGCAAGGGUGCCAAUAUAUUUGACCGCACCUGUAAGUAACCUUGUCUAAGCCCUCCAGCCCAGGGUUGGAAACAUAACAUUGGGGCUGAAGUUCCAACAUUUAUUUGGCGUUCAAACGGAUUCUUUAUCUUAUUUGAUUCUUAGCAGGUUAUUUUAGAUGUGCUGUGAUCCUGACCUUACGUAGUUGGAGGGUCUCUUCCAAGACCAUCACACUGCGUAGUUUUCCAGCACACCCAUGACUGGUUUUCUAAUGCUUCUGUGUGUGGCAUUUCACUCUCUAAUUCAGAAUCUGACACCUUUUGGAGCCAGGACUUAUUAUAACCAUCUGACUGCCAGCCUCAGUCAUGCUCUGACCUGCCACAGAGAAAGCCAAGUUCCUCGACAGGGACAUACUCUUUGACCUCAUCCCAUCUCAUUUCAUUUAAUCUUGGUUUAACAGAUAGCCGCCAUCAUUCCGUGCUGUAAAGGUGACCCCGAAAUGUCUUCCAAUGGAGACCUGCGAGACGUCGGGAGCUGCGAAAGCUUCUGGGAGCCGGGGCACUACAAGAGGACGGUGAAGCGUAUUGACGAUGGACACAAGCUGUGCAAUGAGCUAGUCAGCUGCUUCGCGGAGCGGGCCAAGAUUGAGAAGGGCUAUUCCCAGCAGCUGAGUGACUGGGCCAAGAAGUGGAGGGGUGUGGUGGAGAAAGGGCCUCAGUAUGGCACCCUGGAGAAGGCGUGGCAUGCCUUCAUGAAUGCCGCUGAUAGGCUGAGUGAGAUCCACAUGGAGCUGAAGGAGCACCUGGCUGUGGAGGACAGCGAGAAGGUCCGUAAUUGGCAGAAAGAUGCCUUCCACAAGCAGAUGAUCGGAGGGUUCCGGGAGACAAAGGAUGCAGACGAAGGAUUCCGCAAGGCACAGAAACCCUGGGUCAGGAAACUGAAAGACGUGGAGUCAUCUAAGAAGAGUUACCACCAGGCCCGUAAAGAGGAGAAGACUGCUUUGACUCGCGAGACCCAUGCCAAGGCUGACCCCACCAAGUCACAGGAAGAGGUCCGCAAAUUUACAGACCGUGUGGAGAAAUGCAACCAGGAAGCAGAGAAGGCAAAGGAGCGCUAUGAGAAGGCUUUGGAGGAGCUGAACCGCUGUAACCCACGCUACAUGGAGGACAUGGAGCAGGUGUUUGAGAUAACCCAGGAGGCUGAGAAGAACAGGCUGUGCUUCUUCAAGGAGGUCCUGCAGGACAUCCACAAACACUUGGACCUCUCCAGCAAGGAUGGAUUCAAGAUCUUGUACCGUGACCUGGGCCAGACCAUCACUGCAGCCAAUGACAGCGAAGACCUAAGGUGGUGGAGAAAUACCCAUGGGCCUGGCAUGAGCAUGAACUGGCCGCAGUUUGAGGAGUGGUCCCCUGAGUCAAACCGCUCCAUCUCCAACCAGAAGGCGAGGAACAGCCGUGCCGAGGACGUGGUCACCCUGACCAACAUUGUCCCUUCAAGCGAGGAGGCACCCCAGACCCCUCAGGAGACCACCAGAGGGGUCAAAGACUACUCAUCAGACUGGUCUGACGAAGACAUCCCCAAAAAGGUCAUCGCUGCUAAUGGGGUGGAGGACGAAGAGAAGGUAGAAGGGGUACGAGUUAGAGCAUUGUAUGAUUACAAUGGGCAGGAGGCGGAUGAGCUGAGCUUUAAAGCAGGUGAAGAGCUAAUGAAGAUGGGUGAGGAGGACGAGCAGGGCUGGUGCAAAGGGCAGCUGGGCAACGGAGAGGUGGGCCUUUACCCUGCUAACUACGUCCAGGUCGUUACGUCCUGAUGACCCGCCCCCUUCCUGGGGAAUAACGCUGCCAAUGGUACUACAGAGUACAGACAUCAUGAGAAUUACUGACAGACAACUGACAGCCAUGCCAGUGCAGACAGUCCCCCAGAAGACUGGAUGUGCUUGGUGUUUUUUGUUGAGACAGCUGUUGCUCUUAAUUUCAAGAAUAAUGAAACAAGAAUACAGUCCAAAUUAAAACGGGUGUUUCCUUAACAAACUACUAGAGGAUUCAUAACAAGAAUGGAGGUCAUCAUCCCAUGGACUUUAUCCUCGGUCUUUGUGAGAGACAUAACCAGUACAGUGCCUUUUGAAAAGGAUACCAGGGAAGGAUGUUCGCACAGCUCUCCUCUGCCAUGUGACUGGCAGCACUCCGCAGUGGAUUAGGCUGGGUGACAGUAUGAGCGACCCCUGGAGGACAGGAUAGUACAUAGCAAGUUAACUGAUCACGAGAGGAUGCCUCUGCAAGAAUGCAGAAAUGAUCUCACUCUUCAGUUGUGCAUCAACUUUUGACAUUUCAGUAGCUUUCACUCAAAGCACAAUUCACUUCAAGUAUUUAUUAAGAUGAAAUGGUAUGCACAGUUUUUCACCUGUUACUUGCAGUUUCUUUACAAUAUGUUGUGUACUUCACAUGUUCUUCAUUUUCCCUAAUAUGUUUAGUAUGUAAAAGUACGUAGAUACACUUAAUAUUGCUAAGGGUAUGUUUGGGAUAGUUAGUAGAUUAAGGUUACAGUGCAUUCAAACCCACGUUGGUUCGCUGUGCUUGCUUAGAUAUAUAUUUUUCAGUACGAUAGCCAUACUUAUGUGAGAUGAGGGAUAUGAGAGUAAUUCCAUAUCACCUAUUUCGCAACCAUUUUUUUUGUAUUAGAAUUUCUACCUGCAGUCAGACUUUUAUUUGCAUUUUAAUUUAUUUUUCUUGUUGAAAUCAUUUUAAUUAUAAUUUUUUGCAUUUAAACUAAAGCAACUAAACCAGGGAGAGUAAGACUUGUAUAAGUUAGUUGAUUUAAACCUUUGGGAAGAAGUGAGAUGCAGGUGUGUACAGCUAUGAGACUGGUUUGAGGGCAAUGGAAACAUGUCUGUCUCCACAGCUCUGCACUCACUGUGAACAUGGUUUUACAUGAAACUACUGUAACAAGCUAAUCUAUGUACAAUUCAGAAAUAAAACAUUUGAAUCAAAUCCCAA